AUGCAAAGUAGUGGGGAGAAAAUCAUAUUGGUUCUGGUAGCUGGAGAGUUCCUUUUAGGGUUUUUAGGGAAUGGAUUCAUGGUAUUAGUAAAUGGCAUUGAUUGGAUCAAGAGCAAGAAGUUUGCGACGGUGGAUCUCAUCCUGGUACAGUUGGCCAUUUCUAGAAUUGGUCUGUUAUGCACAUUAAUAUCGAUUAGCUCUCAACUUAUAUGCUGUUUUGCUGAAUUACUGGUGAAUAAAUCUAAGGUUGUUGAUAUUUUCUGGAUAUUGACCCACCUUUCAAGUAUUUGGUCUGCCACUUCCCUGAGUGUCUUCUAUUUCCUGAAGAUUGCCAACUUCUCCCACCCUCUCUUCCUCUGGCUGAAAUGGAGAAUAAACCAAGUGGUUUGCAUGCUACAGGUGGGACUUUUCCUCAUAACUUUGUUUAUUAACCUUUUAUUAUUCACAAAAACUUACAACUUUACAUUCAAUAGAGAAAACAACACAAAAGCGUUCCCAGAGUUCCAGGUGAAUGGAAGUCAAUAUAUCACCCUGCAGGUUAUUGUGAACUUCUUGAGUCUACUCCCCUUUACUUUGUCUCUGUCCUCAUUUUUUUUCCUCAUCCUCUCCCUCUGGAGACAUACUUUUCAGAUGAAGCUCAAUGCUACAGGAUCCAAGGACUCCAGCACCGAGGCCCAUGUUCGAGCCAUGAAAGCAACAUUCUGUUUCCUUUUCCUCUUUAUACUGUUCAACUUGAGUACAUCCAUUGCCCAGUGGAGCCACAUAAUUCCAAAUAAAAAGCUGGCUGGGAUGUUUGGAUUGCCAUUGAUGAUCCUCUAUCCUUCAGGCCAUUCUUUGAUCCUGAUUCUGUACAACAGCAAGCUGAGACAGGCAGCCCUCAAGGUGUGGUGGCAGGUGAGAUGCUGCCUGAAAAGAAAUAAAUGAGUUAAAUCUUCAGUCUUAGAGGUGUGUUUUAGGUCAUAGCGGGAAAGAAGUUAGCCUG
Messenger RNA from Antechinus flavipes (yellow-footed antechinus), 982 nucleotides. RefSeq names its product taste receptor type 2 member 7-like. Gene Ontology annotation, cellular component: membrane. The record is from RefSeq and is a predicted model, not a curated record. Gene Ontology annotation, molecular function: G protein-coupled receptor activity; bitter taste receptor activity. Gene Ontology annotation, biological process: sensory perception of taste; G protein-coupled receptor signaling pathway; detection of chemical stimulus involved in sensory perception of bitter taste. The coding region runs from base 1 to 924 and encodes 307 amino acids. The transcript has a single exon. NCBI's taxonomy places the organism in Eukaryota, Metazoa, Chordata, Mammalia, Dasyuromorphia, Dasyuridae.